GCUGCACAAUAUAUACACAGGCACUGGACCACGUAAACAGCAGAGCAAAGCCUGACUGAGGCAGUCGGAGUGAAUCCUCAGAAGAGAAGCAUCAUAGAUCCUAGAAACACAAAGACAAAAGACCUGAGGAGAUUCUUCACAGUGCCCAGAGGUUUCCAGCAACACAGUGUUCUGAGACAAGACAACGAGUGGCAUAUGAAAAAAUAGUGGAGACAAAGCUUAGAGCUAGAGUCUAAAAGAGACAGAAGCAGACACAUUAAAGCUGAAAUACUUGACUCAACAGGCAGAGGCUGAACAGCCAAACAUGGCCAAAAAUACAGCAGAAGAAAUGCCACGGCUUUUCAAAAAAAUGUCGAUGAGUGAGGUGGAUGAGAAGGUACGCCUGCGAGCAGAGAAGGUCUAUGCCUCUGCCCUGCAAGAGGAAGACACCAAGGAUGCUCUGGCACUGUUCAAUGUGCCUGAGGACUGUCCCAUCGGUCUGCACGAGGACAGGGAGAGGUCACUGCAGAGGGAAAUGGCUGCGCAGCAGUCUCUGGAGUCUGCUAUGAAGAAGAAGAUGUUCAUGUUGAAGCGUUCGCAAUCAGUAUCUUUGCAGAUACCUGUCGGAGGUGACUGGGUCCGGUCUGUGGUUUCUCCAAUGCUCUCCGAAACCACAACAGAACCUUUUCCCCAAGAGGGCUUUCCAGACUUCCAGAGAGUAACCAUCAGUGGAGAUUACUGUGCAGGGAUCACAGUGGAGGAUUAUGAGCAGGCAGCCAAAAGUAUACUUGGGGCACUGCUCAUAAGAGAGAAAUACAGCAGGCUGGCCUACCAUCACUUUCCCAGGACCACUGCCCGAUUCCUCCGCAACACCCAAAAUGAGAAGUGGAAGGAGGAGGAUGAGAUUAUGCCAGACAUAUGGCCUUUCCCUCGUGAAGGGGUGGACCCAUACUCCAUGGAGUGUAUUCCUGAGAACCUGAAUUAUGAGCUGCAGAUGAAGGAUGGCAUUGUUCAUGUUUAUGACAAUACCGAGGCCCUAAAACAACAGCGGCCUCACAGCCUCCCUUAUCCCGACCUCGAAACCUUUGCUAUAGACCUGAGCCAUGUCCUUGCAAUGAUAUGUGAUGGCCCAACGAAAACCUACUGUCACAGACGGUUGAACUUCUUGGCUUCCAAAUUCUACCUUCAUGAAAUGAUGAAUGAAAUGGCAGAGCUAAAAGAGCUAAAAUGUGUUCCACACAGAGACUUCUACAACGUCAGAAAGGUGGACACACAUAUACACGCUGCUGCUUGCAUGAACCAGAAGCAUCUGCUGAAAUUUAUAAAGACCACAUACCAGACAGAGGCAGAUCGCGUGGUCUUGGAGAAGGGCAGCCAAAAGCUCACACUCAAGGAAGUCUUCAACAAGCUUAAGAUGGACCCCUACGACCUCACCGUAGACUCUCUGGACGUGCACGCUGGAAGACAAACAUUUCAUCGUUUUGACAAGUUCAACUCCAAAUACAACCCUGUUGGAGCCAGCGAACUGCGAGAGAUUUACUUGAAAUCAGACAACUACAUCAAAGGAGAAUACUUUGCACGUCUCAUCAAGGAAGUUGCCAGAGAGCUGGAGGAGAGCAAGUACCAGCAUGCUGAGCCCCGUCUGUCGAUUUACGGCCGCUCCACCAGCGAGUGGGAGAGCCUAGCAACCUGGUUCAUCCAGCAUAAGGUCCACUCACCAAACAUGAGAUGGAUGAUCCAAGUCCCCAGGAUCUAUGACAUUUUUAAGUCAAAGAAAUUGAUCCCAAACUAUGCCAAGAUGCUGGAGAAUGUUUUCCUCCCCCUGUUUGAGGCUACAGUCAAUCCGCAAAAGCACAAAGUACUACAUGUUUUCUUGAAAUACGUGACAGGGUUUGACAGUGUGGAUGACGAGUCCAAACACAGUGAUCACAUGUUCUCUUACAAAAGCCCAAAGCCAGAGGAAUGGACCACAGAUGACAAUCCUCCCUACACCUACUACCUGUUCUACAUGUAUGCCAACAUCAUGGUGCUCAACAACCUGCGCAAGGAGCGAGGACUGAACACCUUCCAGUUUCGUCCCCACUGUGGUGAGGCUGGCUCCAUCACCCACCUGGUUUCCGCCUUCCUUACGGCUGACAACAUCUCCCAUGGACUCAACCUCAAAAAGAGUCCAGUGUUGCAGUACCUGUACUACCUGGCCCAGGUCCCAAUCGCCAUGUCCCCACUGAGCAACAACAGCCUGUUCCUCCAGUACUCCAAGAACCCUCUACGAGAGUUCCUACAGAAGGGCCUGUGUGUGUCGCUGUCCACUGACGACCCCAUGCAGUUCCACUACACAAAGGAGGCCUUGAUGGAGGAGUAUGCCAUUGCCGCCCAGCUGUGGAAGCUGAGCACCUGUGAUUUGUGUGAGAUAGCCAGAAACAGUGUGUUGCAGAGCGGACUCUCACAUGAGGAGAAGAAACACUUCAUUGGGGCCAACUACCUACAGGAUGGGCCGCAGGGCAACGACAUUCGGCGGACAAACGUGGCACAAAUCCGCAUGGCCUACCGCCAAGAAACACUGUGCAAUGAGCUCAGUUUUCUAGUGGACGCAGUGAAGACAGAUGUUGGCAAUAACUCACCUGAGUGAUUUACCACGCCAGUAAAAGCCCGUGCCGGAGUAUGUCCUCAGGGAUAAAGGCAUAGGUUAGACGGCACAUACAUUUUUCUUAUUUUACAUAUUCUUAUAAAAUGUUUUGACUCAGAUUAAAAAAAGGGGCCCUUCUUACUAUUUUAUGUUGACUUUGGUGGAGAAAUCAGCCAUGGCCUACAUGAUUUUCAUACUAUAUUUAAUGCUGCUGUGAUCAUGCUUGUGAAUUUGGCCAAUCCCUGUGUGCCUCAUUUUAUUGGGAUAGAGAUUUAUUUUCUAAUGAAGGGUGUGAAUUGCAAAGAGCACUGGCCACAAAACCAGAUUUGGAAUUGACACAUUCAUUCAAAAGUAGAAUAUAAAUGAUUUUUACUGAAAAAAAAGAAGAGUUCUUAUAACCGCAAAGUUGGCACUGGUGUUUUUUGUUAUCUUCACGCAUAUUACAAAGGCCUUUAUCUGGACUAUAGGUCUGAAAUAAAAUGUACUGUAAAAGAAGAAAAAUACUAAUUUAAGGCUCCCGUAAGAUUUGCCUUUUCGGAGUGAAUUCAGUCAAUUGCGUGAUUUUGUUAAAAGUGAAUAAGAGGCCGGUCAAAUAUUUAAAGACGAGACAGCUUUGUGGAGAAAUCAGUCUAACAAACCUGUAUUUACAAAUAUGAAAAGACUUUCUGAUAGUUACUUUCUUUUUUAUUUGUUAUUUCUAAUUUUACAUAUGUAAAUAAAGGCUGCAAAACAGGUCAUUAUGUUG
This is a messenger RNA of Etheostoma cragini (Arkansas darter), 3350 nucleotides long. It is a transcript of the gene ampd3b, whose product is annotated as adenosine monophosphate deaminase 3b. Gene Ontology annotation, cellular component: cytosol. Gene Ontology annotation, molecular function: AMP deaminase activity. The transcript is spliced from 16 exons. NCBI's taxonomy places the organism in Eukaryota, Metazoa, Chordata, Actinopteri, Perciformes, Percidae. The coding region runs from base 305 to 2608 and encodes 767 amino acids. The record is from RefSeq and is a predicted model, not a curated record. Gene Ontology annotation, biological process: AMP metabolic process; IMP salvage.